CGCUCUUAUGCAUCUUUCUCUCUCUCUCUCUGGUUGCUGUUGGCGGCGAUUCCCACUUCGAGGGAUUCGAAGCUGAAGACGACGAAUUCGAAGACGCUUCUAUCGAUCCCACCACUCUCCGCUCUCCCCGCCGAUCCCGUAUCCUCCGAUCACAAUGCUUCCCUCUCCGAUCCAACUUCCCCUCCCACCCAACCCGACGCCAAGCGUCCUCGCUCCUUCACCGUGGAGAUCGUAUGCAUCUCUUUCCUCAUCGUGUUCGCCAUCAACUACUUCACCGGAAAGCGCGAGAACGAGAACAUAGCCCUCUCUUGGGCCGCACAGUUCGCCGCCAAGGACUCCAUCUUCGAGAAGAAUUUCAGCCUCCUCGGCAUCGGCGAUGGCGGCGACGACUCUCCACUCCUCCUGAAAGAAGGACAAACCACCUUCAAGUUUUACGCCAGCGGCCGCAGGUACUGCCAGGGCCUUCUGGCCACACUGGAGCUCAAGAGCCGCCACGAUCUCAUCGCCAGAAUCUACAACAUGGUGGUUCCUACCAGGGACGAGAUCAGCUUCGAGGUUUACAUGAACGACGACGCCAUGGAUCACGUGGUCUUCGCCAUGGCCAAGAAGAAGGCUGCCAAGGCCAUGCACAAGGAUGUCAAGGACUUGCAGAGGUUCGCCGGUUUCGUCUCCGCCCCAAAUGGCCGCAAGUGGAUUACUGACGAUUUGGCUGUGAUUUCUGAGUCCAAGGAAGUUGCUGGCGAGUUGAUCACCGAUGCUGUCAUUGAUCAGGUGUUUGGUGAAAAAGCUUUUGAGAAAUAUGGGAAAAGUUUAAUAUCCUUGCAUUUCUCCGACCAACACCCUGGCAGACACAGGAAGGUACUGAUGUUCAAGUUUGCGCUUCCGUCUGCUAAAAUCAAUAUAUGCAUGCUUGGAUUGAAAAUUUUAUACUAUUUGUCUUUGGUCUCUGAUUGAAUCGUGUGCAUUAUUUAGGCUCGGUCCAAGACGGAGACGGCCCGACAAAAGGCUGCUCAAGAGGCUCAAAAAGAACUCCGAAAUGCUCAGCAAGAGGCCAUGCAGAGAAGAAAAGCAGAGAGGAAAAAGAUGAUGGAGGAGGCUGAGGCAAAGCUCAGUGCGGAGGCUAUUCGAAAGAAGGAGGCGAAAGAGCGCGCCCGCCAAAUGAAAAAGGCAAUGCCAAGGAUGAAAAUGGCUCGCGGUGCCUAAUUAUUUAACGUUAUUGUGUUUGAUGAUGACUCACGAGUAGAGUUGAAGACCAUCCCCACCCCACCUUGUAGUUGGGUCUCCUGCCUUUUGUAGAACUAGGGCAGUGUACUUUUGUUAGUCGGCAUUUCUUCUAAAGAAGCUAAGCUAGAUAGGCGUGGCCACCUUAUGGCGGAUAUGCAAUGUACCAAAUUGUCGAUUUUAGAAACAUUUGCCUAUAAGCUCCUAGUUACAACUUCAAGCAACCUUUUUCUGGCUUUUGGACAAGGUUGUAUCCUCAUUUUCUUUUUCUGACAGCGUGCCCAAAAUCCAUAUUGUGACAACGCCUAAAUGGACUUCCUUAUUUGCUUUU
Arachis ipaensis is the source of this 1552-nucleotide messenger RNA. Lineage: Eukaryota; Viridiplantae; Streptophyta; Magnoliopsida; Fabales; Fabaceae. The record is from RefSeq and is a predicted model, not a curated record.